GCGUCCCUGAUCCUUGCAAGGAGAAUCCCUGUCAAAAUGAAGGGUAUUGUGUAGUUGAUGGUCACAGCUAUUGGUGCAGAUGUAAAACUGGUUAUACAGGAUCCACGUGUGAAGUCCCUCCUACCCAAUGCAGAACCCAGCCAUGUCAAAACGGAGGAACGUGCGUUACUAGACAAGACGGUAGCUACAGUUGUCGAUGUACGGAAGAAUACUUUGGACGGACAUGUACUGAACGAAAUCCAUGUUUUUCAAAUCCAUGUAAAAAUAGUGGACAUUGUGCAAUUCGAGGCAGCGACCCCUUCUGUGAAUGUAUUCCACAGUGGACAGGACCAUUUUGUGAAACUCCGAACACGACACCUAAUAGUUGUGAUACUAAUCCAUGCCAAAAUGAAGGAAGGUGCAGCUUAACUGCAAGUGGAUAUGUGUGUACAUGUCCUCCGACACAUACAGGCAACCAGU
This is a messenger RNA of Mytilus trossulus (common blue mussel), 459 nucleotides long. RefSeq lists its product as uncharacterized. The coding region runs from base 58 to 408 and encodes 116 amino acids. The record is from RefSeq and is a predicted model, not a curated record. The transcript is spliced from 4 exons. NCBI's taxonomy places the organism in Eukaryota, Metazoa, Mollusca, Bivalvia, Mytilida, Mytilidae.